Messenger RNA from Rotaria sp. Silwood2, 777 nucleotides. The record is from the annotation of a GenBank genome assembly. Lineage: Eukaryota; Metazoa; Rotifera; Eurotatoria; Philodinida; Philodinidae.
AUGGGAGAGACCGAAGACGGUCUUCAUCGUGUUAUUGAAAUUUUAUCUGAAACAGAUCUUUCAGCUUAUUUAUCACGAAUUCGAGAUGAUCUUCAAGUGACAAAACUUUCUCAUUUUGAAUAUGUUCAAACAAGUGAUCUUGAACGAAUCGGUUUGAGUAAGCCAGCAAUAAGACGAUUAUUUGCUGCUGUUAAACGAAAACAACGAUCAAAUGCAAAAAAAAAUUCCAAUACUCCAUUAGUGUCUUCAUCAUCAACAACAUCAUGUCUGAUAUCUCCUUCCUCUCUUCAAUUAUCAAUUACAUUAGGUUCUGGUCAUUAUGGUAUAGUUCGUGAAGGUCUAUGGAAUGGUCUUCCUGUUGCAGUUAAAAUUCUUCAUGGUUGUAAUGCUGUUAGUGAUUUUGUUCGAGAAGCUAAUGCAAUGCAUACUUUAUCACAUCGAUAUUUAAUCCAUCUUCAUGGAAUUGUUCUUUCUGAACCAUUAAUGAUGGUAACAGAAUUAGCUCCACUUGGUUCAUUAUUAUCUCGAUUACGUAGUGAACCUAGACAUUUUCUUGUAUAUAUGCUUGUUGAAUAUACACGACAAAUAAGUGAAGGAAUGGAUUAUUUAGAACAAAGAAGAUUUGUACAUCGUGAUCUUGCUGCAAGAAAUAUUUUUCUUGUUUCUUAUGAACAGAUUAAAAUUGGAGAUUUUGGUUUAGCAAGAAUGAUGGAUUCAGAUUGUAAUUUGUACAAAACAGGAACAAUUAAAAGCCAAUCAAUUCCAGUUGCUUGGUAA